AUGAAGAGGAAAUACUUGUGUGGCCACAACCGUCCGCUGACGCAUGUGAACACGAAUUACGAUGGGGAUUUGCUUUUCACCACAGGCAGGGAUAAGAAGUUCAUUUUGUGGAGACUGGCCGAUGGGAACCAAAUAGGGCUCUACGAGUGCAGCGGCGCCGUGUACAACUCGGACGUGACCUACGACAGCAAGCGCAUCGCGUGCUCCUCCGCCGCGAACAAAGUUUACAUAUUUGACGUUUACACUGGAGAGACGCUCACCGUGAUGGAGGAGAACGGGCCGGUGCGUUUCGUGGAGUUUAACAAGAAUCCACUGGACCAAAGCAAGAUCGUUGUAGCUACGGACAGACUGAAGGUGGAGCAUAAGCGGUUCAUCAAACUGUAUGACCUGAAGAGCAAUACAGUCGUGUGGAAACAGGAGCACGAAAGUAGGUGCAUCCAAGUGAGGUGGUGUUUUUUUGAUAAGCUUAUCCUCUCGGCACACGAAAAUGGGGAGAUAGUCAUCUGGAAUGCAGAGGAUGGUCAUCAAAUGAGAAAAAUACAAGCCCAUUCGAAGGAAGUAACCAAUAUGGCAUUCGACAGGGACCGAAUGAUUAUGUUAACCUCCUCUGCCGAUGGAACUGCGACGUUAAGAGAUGCAAUAAAUUUUGAAAUAAUUAAUGAGUACACAGCGGAUAGACCACUCAACACGUGUGAUAUCUCUCCUCUCUUUAAGAGCGAGCACAAUCCGAAGAAUCACAUCAUUUUGGCUGGUGGCCAGGCGGCCGAACAUGUCACCACCACUGCCACGGGAGAGGGGAAGUUCCAGACGCUCCUCUACGACAUCAUCCACGCGAACGAGUUGGGAAGCAUCAAGGGCCACUUCGGAACGGUGCACUCCAUCAAGUUCCUGCCGCACGGCGACGGCUUCGUCUCCGGCGGGGAGGACGGCUUCGCCAGGAUCUACCACUUCGAUAAGGACUACUUCAUCGGCAAGUACGACUAGGCGGGGGAGCGGCGGAGCCGUAAGGCGGUGAAGCCGCCUAUCAGCCGAGCAGCCAAUCUGCCGCUCUGCCGAGGAAGCCACUCCUCCAUGUCGACGUGCGUUUGUUUCUCCCAAGCAGCUCUCACCCACCGUAAAAGAG
This is a messenger RNA of Plasmodium vivax (malaria parasite P. vivax), 1123 nucleotides long. Its product is annotated as eukaryotic translation initiation factor 3 subunit 2, putative. Gene Ontology annotation, cellular component: eukaryotic translation initiation factor 3 complex, eIF3m; cytoplasm. Gene Ontology annotation, molecular function: RNA binding; translation initiation factor activity; protein binding. The record is from RefSeq and is a predicted model, not a curated record. The coding region runs from base 1 to 984 and encodes 327 amino acids. NCBI's taxonomy places the organism in Eukaryota, Apicomplexa, Aconoidasida, Haemosporida, Plasmodiidae. Gene Ontology annotation, biological process: cytoplasmic translational initiation. The transcript is spliced from 3 exons.